GAGUAUAGUAUACCAAGAACAUAUCAACCUAAUCCAGACAAUUGGAGAACAGUUAUAUUAUCUUUGUGUACAGUAACAGCAAAUUCGUCGAAGGUAUGAUUUGUGUUAUGAGAAAACACCGGUGUCAUUAUAUAAGUACCGCGCUCAGUGAAACGUGGAUAUUAUGAAUGUGAGUUAAGUGUCGUCCCAGAUUAAUCAGUAAUUUGCAUUACUUAGAAGCUGUGUUUUAAACUCAUGUUUGACAUUUUCGUUUUCAUAUUUCCCGCCGCAAAGCGGAACGGUAAAGGGGGUGGUGGUUUAUAGGAAUGCCCUUCGUCCGUCAAUCCGUUACUCUCGUUUUACAAAUGGCAGAAGGAGGCGUCGGAUGUACAGAGUCAGAGUCUGGAUACAGCAGCCUGUACAGUCGUCACUCUCGGAAUCAUCUUGAAAACGUGUCCAUGGAGAUCUGUACUAUAAUGACCCGGUUGGGUUACGGCGAGAUGAUGAGACGGUGGCGCGUUGAGAAGUACAGGGAGUUUGAUAGGCUGAUGAAUGCACGAUCUUUGAAUAAACAAAAAAACGGAGAACAAAUCACAGCUGGGAGCAAGGCAGAGGGACUGACCUGCUUUUUGGAAAGCGACUGGGACAUGUUAUUUGUGCUGACGAAAUACCUCUGUGUUGAAGCUGAUAUCAAUCUGCUCACUAUUUCAUACGACAUAGAUGUGUUUAGGAUGGAUACGAUGGAUACAUGUGUAUAUCCAGGGCACUGCAGACUGUUACAAGAGAGACCAGCUGCUCACGCACGUUAUGAUAUAAUUACCAAGGCUCUGUGUGAUAAUGGCAAUGGGGGCGUUCUAUUAAGUAGUAGCUUAUUGCUAGAUGAAUAUUCGGAAAGUAAUGCGUAUGAGGGACAUCAUGAACGAGCAGGGCCGUCGAUGCCUGAAACAAUUAGAGGCGUACUUCAUUUUGACAGAGUAAUCGCACUGCGUUGUUACUGCCCCAGCAUCCUACAGAGAUGGGCUGACAGACGACGUAAUUGGCCAUCACCAACUAUAGUUCAGAAAGUAGUAUCAUUAGGAGCCUUUGUUACUCCGGUAGGGUUUAAGGGAAGCGAUUGCAAGCACAUGGAGUGGAGGAUUUGUUUCAACACCGGCGAGGCAGAACUUGUAAACAACCUUAACGACACACAAGCAAAAGUAUAUGUCAUUCUUAAAAUGAUCCUCAGAGAUAUAAUAAAACCAAAUAAUAAAGAAAUAACAUCGUACGUGUUGAAAAACAUCAUAUUAUGGCAAGCUGAAAAUACUCCACAGACAGAGUUUCAUUCACGCAGCUUACUUUACUGGUUGCAUGACGGACUGAAAAAACUUAGGACUGCUAUUGAGAAAAAACGACUUUGCUAUUACAUGAUUCCGGAAAGAAAUCUUAUGGAAGCCUGUGGUAUGCAUGAUUACCAGCAACAUAAAUGGGUAGCAGAUAUCACGGACAUGCUAGAGGAAGGGCCCAAUGUAAUCUUGAGACUGGGGAAGAUAAGAAAGGCGAUUGUCGCGUCCCCAGAGCCGAUGAUGUGGUUCAGCAAGAAAAGGAUGGAGAUAGAGAUGCUGGUGCUGGAGUACAAGAACCGAUGCGUGGAAAUUAGAGAGAAGACUGAGGAGGUGGAUUACUCGGAUUCCAUCCUGGAGAAGAUAGUCAGCCGCCAGGUCGAUCUAUUGAUACAGGUUGCGCAACGAAUGUUCUUAACAGUCAGUUCUGCUAAUCAACUGAUUGAUAUUCACGACAGAAUGCUUAUGUGAUAAUGAAUCAAAUCGAUUAUUUCGCGCGUGUAUCAGGGCUACGUGCACGAUAAUUUAGUUGUUUAGGUAAACUGUUUAAUAUAAAGACUUGGUACUUGACAAUCUGUAUGUAUGAAAACAAUAAUCUCGUGCAAAGCUAUAGAUGAUAAGUCUUGUAUUGUAUACUUAAGGUUAUGCAGAUGGCCGUACUGAAAACAGUUUGUUAAGAUAUACAGCAGGAAUAGUGUUUGGAUAAAUAUCUAUUUAUUUUGCAACCUUAAAAUAACCAUGUUAUUUUAGAAAAGACAUCAACUAGUUUUGACAAUCAAAAUGUGCAGCAUGUAAAAUGUUACCACACAAAAUAAGCUCGACAUUGUUUCCGGAUGAACCAACUGAUAAACCCAGUGUGAUCGCUGUAUAAAACAUUCUUACAACAAGCACUUAGGUAUCCUUAUAAUAAUGUGUCUAUGACCUUUCAUUCGAUUUAGUAAUGUUCUGACAACAUCACCGGUAUGGCCCCGAGGGCGCUGACUUCAGACGCCACAUAAUGUAACUGUUAAUAGCAGGUAUUUAUAACAAUGUUACACAAUAGACUUAUGAGGAAAACUGUCCUAAUACCUCGCAGCCAUGUUUUUAGACAAACGACAGUCAUUUUCGAACUCAGCCGAAAUGUAAUACUAACUCAAUUACUUUAAUGUUGUGAGCAACUAUCGUUAUGCAUGGGUCGACAUUGUGAUUUGUAGAGGGUUAACCCUUGGCACAUAAGAAAACUUCACCCCUUAAUUGCAGACAUGUUUUAAAAUUGGCAGGAACCAUAUCACACUCAGUAGACAUAUCAUUAGAUUAGAAGUAACGCACCUUUACAUCUGAAAUAUGCAAAUUUUGUCAUUUUAGCAAUAAAUAUGACAUUAAUAUUUGAGCUACAGACACAUGGUUUCCCCAUAACACGCCGCCUUUAAAAAGUCGCAUUUGAACUGAGAAAAUAAAAAAGUGGAUCCCCGCGUCGAAAUUCCAAAUUAAACCUUAUAGGAGAAGGAACAUCGAUGGUAUCGAAUAGUUUGUACUUUAUUGAGUUAAACGUAAGUUAUGUGCAACCCAUGAGGAGCGGUCAUGUUUCAUUAUAAAGUAUACAAUUUGUUAAUAUUUUGAAGUAAUAUGUGUAAACAGAAAUAACACGUACCUUGUAACAUUAACUUCUGUAAAGCUUCAAUAUUGUCACAUUUAGUACCUCUUUUACUCUUGCCUUUACAGUAUACUGAAUAUAACAUUCAAUUUUAUGUUUAUUUAUAAUGAUAAUGUCUUCUUUUUCUAAGACAUUGUUUUUUUUUAUUCAAGAAAAUCGUUUUAAAUAAUCAUAGCAGAUAUAAAUUCACACAUUAAUAAAUAUACCGAUAUAUCCGUCAUAUAAAGCAUCUGUAACGUUUGAUUAAGAAGUACGUGUAAAAGGUAAACUGUGAAAUCGCUAUAAUUCUCUUUUAAAGAAGGUUAAGUAUUAACAUAUGAAGUACACUUUUGAUUUAACUUUUAUUCUUAGCUGGAUUUAUGUUAGUUUUAUAAACCAAAUUAAUUAGUUGAAGAUUAUUAUCAUUAUUAUAAUUAAUAUUUUUAAAUUUUAUUUUUGAAUGUUCAUAUAUUAUUUUUCUUUACUUGUUUUCUCGUAAAAUAAUAACAUUCAUAGAUAAACUUAUUUAAGAUAGAUUUGGUGGUAAUCUUGCAUUGUGUUUAUGUUGGCUACAUUACAAAUAAAAUAACAGUUUGAUAGAUUUUAGUUACACUUUGUUAUAAAUGUUAAAUGUUUUAUCUUAAAGUGUUACCUGGAGAAAAUAAAGAUAUUAUUACUAGUAAAA
Messenger RNA from Dreissena polymorpha, 3595 nucleotides. RefSeq lists its product as uncharacterized. The record is from RefSeq and is a predicted model, not a curated record. Lineage: Eukaryota; Metazoa; Mollusca; Bivalvia; Myida; Dreissenidae. The coding region runs from base 306 to 1769 and encodes 487 amino acids. The transcript has 3 exons.